UAAAUGGAGACUUUGAAAAUCAAUACAAACGAGGCCAUUGACUUAGAAGUGCCCAAGUUAAAAACUCCACCUAUUAGGGAGUUCAAACCUGGUAUCCAGAAGAAAGGCUUCGUCAGGCGGGACACCCAGAUGAAUUUCUUCCUCCAAGAAGCCAAGAAAGCUAUGUUUAGGUGAUUGAAGGGCAAAAUGGCCAAGAGACCAAAGAAGAAGCAGAAGUCUAAGCCUCUACCGAAGGUAGAGCCUCAGAUCCCACAAGUUCAGGAAAAAGUUCCGGAUUGGAAGAAAGACCUCUCAUCGAACUUGGGCAACAUAAUGAAACCGUCAAUCCCAGAUUUUGGAUAUGCUGAGCACAUGGACUUCGGGGAUGAGGAUAGAUCGAACUCCAAGCGCGGCUGGGGCCGCUUCUUGGAGUUCAUUCAAAAAUAUCCAGUCACUAACAAGGCUCAAAAUAUUAUCGAAAAUAUUAAGAAGGAGAAGGAACUUGAGGGAGCCAAUCUACGCACAAAGAAGAAGCGUUCAAAGCUGAAGAAGAGGGUUUCAUACAGCAUCAAGAUCAAUAAGGCCAGCUCUGACAUUCCCAAAGCAAGAGGAAAGAAAAGUGUAUACUUUGAAGAUAUGAAAAUGCAAGGAAGGGGAGAGAUGAGCACUUUUCGGAAGCAUGCUGAAAUUCAAAGAAGAAAGUUACCCAGCAUACUUCCUCAAGAUAAUGACAUUACUGAUUCGUUAAGGAAUCUUAGCCUAAGCCAAAGUGAAUCGAAGAACUCGUUGAGCUCUUCUAACUCUUCCAUAAAUGCUCAACCACCAGGAUUGGGGCUAAAUAAUAUAGCAAGACUUGGUGUGACUCAGAAAGGAGGUCAGAAACGUCGGAGAUCUUCUAUGAUGUCCUUUACCAGUUACAACAACAUGUUUGUAGAAAACAGGAGGUUUGAUGAGAAGAAAAAGAAAAAGCCUCUAACUGAUAUCUGGUAUAUACAUAAGGGCUUUGAAAAGAAGCUUGUUAAUAAAUAAGGAAACAUACCAGAGCCUUAACAGGAGUAUUAAAACAAAAUGAAUGAAGCUAAAACGGCUAUCUUUUUCAAACAGAAUCGCUCCUACAAAGCUCUCUCCGAGACUUGAGAACCUGUCUGGAUCUGUAUGAGUCAAGCGGAGCGUUGACUCCUCAUUUGGGUUCAAUCAGUCAAAAUGUGGUCAGAGCGGGAACUCCGAUACCCAGUUAGUUAAGAGAAUUCAGAAGGGCCAAGGUCCUUCUAAAACUCGUAGUUUAGCGAGUAAGGCGACUCAUCGCAAGAAGCACCGAACGUUCUCAAUGGAGCAACCUGAGAAUGUAGGAACUUCCAGUAUUCCAAGGAUGAGGGAUAUCUCUAGUGCUUAUAAUAUCUGUCCAUCUUCUGCUAUAACUACUCCUGACUCUUUGUAUGCCAAGAACUUUCAACCGAGAAGCAAGCGUUCUGUCUAUAGCAAAAAACGAGGAAUGUUGAACAAGCGACAGAAGUUAUAUAGUUGCUCUAAGUCAUAAGUAAUUAUUUAUAUCCGGACUAAUAUACAUCAUAUUCUUUCAAUGGGCCAAUGGGAAUGCUUCAGUCACAUGUCUCUUACUGCGAUACUACCAGUGGGUGAGACAGGCCAAGCCUUGGGUCACAGAACCUCAAUGUAAACCCCUCUCUUCUGUUUAUUUACUUAGAAAGGAGCUAAUCAGAGGCAUCUUGAGGCCAAUUCAUUUCUG
Molecule: messenger RNA, 1723 nt
Organism: Moneuplotes crassus
Lineage: Eukaryota; Ciliophora; Spirotrichea; Euplotida; Euplotidae
Source: the annotation of a GenBank genome assembly